CCAGGCAGGUGGUGGUACUGGUGAGGGCUGCCCAGGGAGAGGGCGGGCGGCCGUCCCAAGGCCAUCUGCCCAUCGGCCCUCCCUCCUUCCCCUCAGAGCCUCCGGCAUGCAGGUCGGCUCCUCGCAGUAGCCCGAGAGCUGAGGGGGGAGGAAACAACUCUCUUCAGGGAGGAAACAAGAUGGGCUCUUGGGAGGUUUGCUCCAGUUGACCCGGCGGGCGCGCUGCAGGCUGGGGCGGCCGGCAUGGCUUGGGGGCUCUCGUGGAUUUGCCUCAUGCUGUGCCUGGAGAAGGCGCUGUUGGCGGACGAGACCACCCCCAACGAGAGCGACCUCUACUCGGAGAACAUCUCCCGAAUCCUCGACAAGCUCCUGGACGGCUACGACAACCGGCUCCGGCCGGGCUUUGGCGGCAAAGGCGUGCCAGGCACCGUGACGGAAGUCAAGACAGACAUCUAUGUGACCAGUUUUGGCCCCGUGUCAGACGUGGAAAUGGAAUAUACUAUGGAUGUUUUCUUUCGGCAAACGUGGAUAGAUGAGCGAUUGAAAUUUGGUGGACCCACCGAAAUUCUGAGAUUGAACAAUUUAAUGGUCAGUAAAAUAUGGACACCAGACACCUUUUUCAGGAAUGGAAAAAAGUCAAUUGCUCAUAAUAUGACAACUCCUAACAGACUUUUCAGGAUAAUGCAGAAUGGUACUAUUCUGUAUACAAUGAGACUUACUAUUAAUGCUGAUUGUCCAAUGCGUCUGGUGAACUUUCCUAUGGAUGGUCAUGCUUGUCCACUAAAGUUCGGGAGCUAUGCCUAUCCUAAAAGUGAGAUUAUUUACACCUGGAAAAAAGGACCGUUGUAUUCAGUAGAAAUCCCACAAGAAUCUUCUAGUCUUCUCCAGUAUGAUUUGAUAGGGCAAACAGUCUCUAGUGAAACAAUAAAAUCCAACACAGGUGAAUAUUCACUUCAGGUGCUCUAUUUCCAUCUACAAAGGAAAAUAGGCUACUAUCUCAUUCAGACAUACAUCCCAUGCAUUAUGACUGUAAUACUAUCUCAGGUCGCAUUUUGGAUCAACAAAGAAUCGGUUCCAGCAAGAACUGUGGCCGGCAUCACUACCGUCUUGACCAUGACCACGCUGAGCAUCAGCGCCCGCCACUCUUUGCCCAAGGUGUCUUAUGCUACGGCCAUGGAUUGGUUCAUCGCUGUGUGCUUUGCCUUUGUCUUCUCUGCACUUAUCGAGUUUGCAGCUGUCAACUACUUUACCAAUCUUCAGACUCAGAGAGCAAUGAGGAAGGCAGCCAGGGCAGCUGCACUAGCAGCCGCCCUCUCCGCAGCCACCGUACCGGCAGAGGAUGAAGUAGUCUCGCACUCAGACUCCAACUGUAACCUGAAGAAGCGAAUGAACUCCAUGACCUCUCAGAUUGAUCAAUCCCCUGAAACAAGCAUAUUGUCCAACAGUCCAUCUCAAGGUCAAAGAGCAUCUCUUCCUUCACUGCAGCCGCCACCACCGUCUCCUCCUCCACUACCACCACCAGGAUUCGGAGGCCCGAGUAAAAUAGAUCAGUACUCCAGGAUUCUCUUUCCAGUGGCAUUUGCAGGAUUCAACCUAGUCUACUGGGUGGUUUACCUUUCCAAAGACACCAUGGAAUUUUUUGAACCUACUGCAAUGCAUCUUCGAAGUGAUCAUCAAGCCAACUGAUGAGUACAGACUGUAGCGUGACACAGAACUAAAACGAUUUGCCGGACUUAAUGACUUUGGCCAAAGGAAGAUUGUAGAACUCUGGUCACUGUGAAUGUAGACUGCUUCUGCAUUUUUAAGAUACCACCAGCAGACAAGACCUGUAGCACAUGAACGACACAAUCCACAUAAUGCUUCUACCCUACAGAGGGUGAUUGGUAGAACAAGUUCUUCUGUUAAUGUGCUUCAUGUUGUAGCUAGCUUGCUAAACAACUCAGGGCAAUGUCCGGGAUUAAUUAAUUCAGUUUUAUUAUGACGUGACUGUUCCAAACAUAGUGCUGCCAAGUACAAAUUCAGAUAGUGCACUUUUAUGGCAGAGAUACCACUUUGUACAUAUGAACACAAAUGUACAAAUUAUGUGAACAGGUAUAUGUUUGCAGAAUUUAUUUGGUAUUAUUCCCAGGUAACUGUACCUGGGAUUAUAGUUUAGUCCUACCAAUUUAAGUGAAGCAAAACCAUCUUAUGCUAGAGCUGUUAUUUAAAUAUUUCAGGAAUGUGUGCUCUCUAAAGUCUUUAUUGAGCUAUUUAGACUCAUACAGACUCAUACAAAAUAGCAUUCAUCAUGUCCUGAUCAAGGUAGGGAAGAGUGUCAUUUCCACCCCUUUCUGUGCAUAACUGAAAAUAAUCCACACUCGUGAUUCACUGGGAACAACCCUGUACACAUGUAUUCAACAAUGUGUGCCACUCUGUUCAGUAGAGCUUAUUCUCAGGUAGGUAUAUGUAGGAUUUUAGCCUGAAUAGAGUAAUUAGGAGUGAUAGUUGUUGCAGAUUAAAGGCUGUGGGGUAUAAGGUGAUGGGCAUUAUGUUGGUAAACACUGGACAUAAAGCUGUUCAUAGUUUUGGAUACUGUAAUAAUAUUAUGAAUGUUUUUAUUCUACAGUGGCAUUAUUGUUCUACAGUGAAGUUCUAGUUGAUGUGCAAUCUGAGGUAAUUACACAUUAUCUAGACUAAGUCACGGUUCGAACCUGACAGCAGGGGAUAGUUACAGAGAGGGAUCUGGAAGAAAGCUGCUUCCUCAUCAGUUCAUUCCCUCCAGGAAAUAGUUUCCCUGUCCACAUUUGUCACCUUUUCGGCUCUCUUUCUGUUUUGGAAUCUACCUGCAGGUGGAGAGUGGAAAACAUAACUUCAGAUGGCUGCAGUUCAUGUUUAUUGUAGUUAACUAUGCACAGGUGGUCUUUCAAUUCAGAGGUGAAAAGUGACUUUAUUGCAAUACAGAUCCUGGGAUGCCCUAGGCAGCAGCUAUUUAAUGCUUUAAGAACCAGCAGGUUGAAUUGCACUCAGAAACAAAUCAGAAGUCAAUGCAGUUGAUUCAAGACAAAUACAAUUUGAGCAACAAAGCAAAGGCCAGAGGAGUCUGGCUACUGCAUUUCGUAUUAAAUGCAGUUUCAAAACAUUCUUUAGGAGCCACUCCACACAGAGGACACUGCAGCAAUCUAACUAGGUCAUAAUUAAGGCAGAGAUUAUUAUGGCCAAAUCUGCCUUCUCCAGGAAGGAAUGGACCUCAGUGCACCAACUAAGACUGUACAGUAUAAAGGAACCCUGGGAUGCAGCAGGGUUGACCAUCCAGGUGCUAAACUGCAGUUUAUUUUAACUAUCAUACCUGUUUAAUAAUCAAUUUUCAUAGCCCAUGGUCUGAGCUGGCUUGUUUCCAGCAAAUAAAAAAUUGUAUUUAAUGACUUUCCCUCACGCUCCUGUGAUAUAACAAACCAUGGUUAAAAGAAUGUAAAUCUAAGCUUCCAAAUUUCCCCUCCUGGGGAAAGGAGGAGAGCUCUGCGCGUGUGUACGCGCAUGUGGGGAGUGUCAGACCCCAAAGGUGGAGGCUAGGCAUGUUCUCAUAAUGUUGCACUACAGUUGAGCAUCACAUGUGAACCACACCACCUUUCUUGUUUUUUUUUUAAGGGAUGCUGUGCAUUCCAUCAUUUAAACGAAAAAGACUAGCACUGAAAUAUUUGAAUUGCUUGAAAGAAGUUGAAAUGUCAACUGUUGGCCUUGGCAUUCUGUUUGCUUGCAUAUAUAUUUUGCAUCUCUUUUUACAUAAUAUUUCAGUACAAAGUAUUGCCAUCAAGUUGAACAGUUCUUUCAUCUCGUUCUGGAGGUAUUUCAUAUUGUGGAACAAUUUUAUAGCAUGUAUUUUUGCUACACGUUUUUUAGAUGUUAUGAUCUUGAGAAUGUCUUGGCAUAACUGUAAUUAAAGGAAACUUUACUAAUCAAAUUGAUCCCCAACACUUUUUCCUUCUAGGAAAAACUGGAUUGAAAGUCCAUAAUAUGAUAAAACCCACAAUACACUGUAUAUUCUAUUCAAAACACAUUGUGAGUGAAGACUGCAUAACAGAGUUUGGAAAAGUUACUUUUUGGAUGAGAACUUCCAGAACCAUCUGGCCGGCAUGGCCACUAUCUAUACUGACAGGGGUUUUUGAGAGUUUAAGCCUAAAACACGACCUGGGGUUCAAAUCCCAGGUAGCCGGCUCAAGGUUGACUCAGCCUUCCAUCCUU
This is a messenger RNA of Pogona vitticeps (central bearded dragon), 4218 nucleotides long. It is a transcript of the gene GABRA6, whose product is annotated as gamma-aminobutyric acid type A receptor subunit alpha6. NCBI's taxonomy places the organism in Eukaryota, Metazoa, Chordata, Lepidosauria, Squamata, Agamidae. Gene Ontology annotation, molecular function: extracellular ligand-gated monoatomic ion channel activity; GABA-A receptor activity. The record is from RefSeq and is a predicted model, not a curated record. Gene Ontology annotation, biological process: gamma-aminobutyric acid signaling pathway; chloride transport; monoatomic ion transmembrane transport. Gene Ontology annotation, cellular component: membrane.